This is a messenger RNA of Tachysurus vachellii, 2704 nucleotides long. It is a transcript of the gene vwa1, whose product is annotated as von Willebrand factor A domain containing 1. The record is from RefSeq and is a predicted model, not a curated record. The transcript has 6 exons. Lineage: Eukaryota; Metazoa; Chordata; Actinopteri; Siluriformes; Bagridae. Gene Ontology annotation, molecular function: protein binding. The coding region runs from base 270 to 1820 and encodes 516 amino acids.
CAAUCUGUUUUUGGUUUAGCCUGCCACAAGACACAGCACUUCGGGCUUCAGUGCUGCAGGUGUGCACUUUUUGAAUUCUUUAGAAAAACAAAAAAAAAUAGAGGCGUGUAAUAAAGCAAGAAGUCAGCACGAAACUUCCAACAUCUUCAAGGUUGACUGCUAGUGUAAAAUCUCUGGGCAAAACAUGGUUGUUACCUGCCGUAAACGUGAAGGUCUUCAGUAGGAUAAUACAAUAUUUUGCGCUUCAGUAAACAGCAGAGAAGCAAGCGAUGGAGUUUCGGCUUGUGCUCACGUGCCUGCUGUUCAGCUUUAACCUACGCGCGGGAAAGUCGCAGGGCUUAAGCUCCAGUUCAGUUUUGAACUGCUGUGAAGGCGACGUCUUGUUCCUGUUGGAUUCUUCGGGCAGUGUGUCGAUGUUUGAGUUUUUGCACAUGCUAAAGUUCCUGUCAGAACUUGUGCAGCCUUUUUCUCUGGGCCAUGAGCAAGUAAGGAUGGCGCUGCUGCAGGUUAGCACCAUGCCUCACCUGGAGUUUGGCUUUGAGGCUUAUAGCAGUCAGCAGGACCUUCAGGAAGCACUGAGUAGGACUCAGAAACUUGGGGGAGACACAAACACAGAGGAAGCACUUCUCAUUGCCAAGGAAGAGGUAUUGAAACAGGGCAUUCCAGGAGGAGCCAGAGAAGGACUCCCGAGAGUGUUGGUGUGGCUUACUGAUGGUGUGGAUCCUGGAAAUGUGCAGAAAUUCAUGGCUGAACUGCGAGAUGAGGGUGUCUAUGUGCUGGUUGUGUCCACUGGUCAAGGGAACUACCAGGUAUUAAGGGAUGUUGUGAGUCCUCCUUCUGAGGAUCACCUGUAUUUUGUGGAUAUUGAAGACAUGCCUAUCAUCACUGAGGACUUGAGGAAUGCCAUUAUUGAAAUCAUUCGAGCGAAGAGGCUGCUGGUCCAAGACAUCACCUCUACUAGUGCAGAGUUACACUGGAGGCCUGUGCUUGCGGGAACUGGGUACUAUGACAUCCGGUUUGGACCUGUUUACUCGGGACAUGCAGAAGGGUAUACACCAGGCAGUCGUACUGUUCCAAGCACAUCUCCAGGCCACCAUCAGAGAAUCACCCGCCCUGGCAACACCAGCUCUGCCAGGCUGAGGAACCUACGUCCGAACACCACAUACAAUGUCACGCUAAUCCCACAGUCCAACUUGGGUAUCUUUAACACCCUACAUACCACCUUCAUUACGCAGCCAGAGAUCCAAAGCCCGGCACAGGUGACGGUUUCUGAGUCAACCAUGACCAGUGUGAAAGUGAGCUGGGGGCCUUUGCAGCCUGAGUCUAUAAAGACUUAUCAGGUGGAGUACUCCACCCUUCCAACAGGGAAACUCCAUGUGCUCACAGUUAAUAACAGGCAGGACUCGACAGUACUGACAAACCUGCAGCCUGGGACACAGUACCUGGUCACUGUGAGCGCCAGCUACUUCUCUGGCGAAGAAAAAGCCAUGUCCAUCAAAGCAUGCACUCAAGAAGUGUUGCCAGCUCUAGCAGAUCUGCAUCUCAGUACGGUGGGAAAUGACUCAGUGUUGGUCAAAUGGAAGGGUGGUGCUGAAGGAUUGCGUGGUUACUGGCUGACGUGGGAAGGCGAGUCUGUACAAUCCUCUAGGCAGCGUUCCACUUUGUAUCUGCCACCCCACCUCCUUUCUACAACACUCACCCACGUACCCCACAAUGCCCGCGUCUGUGUCUCCCCUGUUUACAAGUCAGCUCGGGGAGAAGGCCUUUGCUGUUCGGCUCACUUCGGCUCAGCUGCAUUUACUUGGAGUCACAACUUGUAAUCCUGCCAAACAGAUGGAUACAGAGCUGAAAACCUUACCACAGAUGGAAAAAGGGAAUGAGAAAAGGUUAUAACUUAUAUGGGUAAAGCACUUUUUGGCCAUUGAGAGGUGCUAUAAAGCAAUACACCAACUCAAACUGCACUGAAUAGACAAACCAAAGUUAUUUAAAUCUGGACACACUAUGGAUGCAUUAAACACAAACAAAAAUUAAAUGCUGGUAGUCUAAACAGUUAAUUUGGUGAUGAAUACAUUGAGAACAUUGAAUAAAAGCAUGCAGUUUUGUGUAUUGUGCACAUAUUUUAGUAAUGAAAUUGAAUUGAAUAUAUUGUCUUACUACCCCAUACAUUUUGUCCUUGAAAAUGGGAACAAUGAAACAUUUAGUAUAGUAAGGUCACACCGCUAGCUAAAGUUGCACAUUUAAACCACUGCCUGAAAGCAAAUUGUGUAUUGUUUGUGUAUUGUUAUGGACUAUGCUUAAGGCCAUUUAUCCCAGUGGUUGCUAAUAUAUGUUCCUGGAGUACCCCUGCCUUACAGCUGGUGCUGUUUUCCCUGCCUCAAAUAAGCUACUAAUUAACACGCCCUUCCUGUGUUGAUAUGGGUGUACUUGAGCACAGAAAACAUCAAAAACAAUAAAUAAAGCGCAGUCUAUGGGUCCUGCAGGAUCAGGAUUAGAAUCCACUCAUUUAGGCCACUAUAAUUAGAUCUCUAAGAGAUUGUAAGGUUGAUAAAAAAGGAACAGAUUUUGAAUUCCUUGUAGCUACUAAUAAGAGGGGGUAACAAAUGUUUAGUGGUCAAAAAGGGCCUUUUAAUCAAAAUGUCUGAGGCACAAUCCACUACCCACACAUCUGCUUUGGUAUGUACAUAAAGAUUUACUUUUUAUACCU